This is a messenger RNA of Marmota monax (woodchuck), 5796 nucleotides long. It is a transcript of the gene Mgat3, whose product is annotated as beta-1,4-mannosyl-glycoprotein 4-beta-N-acetylglucosaminyltransferase. Lineage: Eukaryota; Metazoa; Chordata; Mammalia; Rodentia; Sciuridae. The coding region runs from base 1301 to 2914 and encodes 537 amino acids. The transcript has 2 exons. The record is from RefSeq and is a predicted model, not a curated record. Gene Ontology annotation, molecular function: beta-1,4-mannosylglycoprotein 4-beta-N-acetylglucosaminyltransferase activity. Gene Ontology annotation, cellular component: membrane. Gene Ontology annotation, biological process: protein N-linked glycosylation; N-acetylglucosamine metabolic process.
AGGUGGGGCUGGGAAAACAGUUGGGUGAAGGGCAGGGCUUGGAGGAGGCCAGCUCUUUAUGUAGUCACCUAACUGACACCUGUGCUGGGCCCAGGGAGGCUGGGGACAGCCGCUAAGGGAGAACCACCGGCUACUAGAAAGCCGAGUGCAGACGCUGCUGCAGGGGGGACCGGGGACCGGACACUGCCCGCUGUGGUGGUGCCCCUGGGGAGCCUUGAGGCAGGUACUAAAUGAGGGGAGGUGGGCAGCGAUGGCCCGGAGAGGCCCAGGCAGUGACCUGACGUGGGUGGUGGGGAGUGCUGGCGCAGGUCAGGGUCGGAAGAGCUCUUUGCAGGGAGAGUGUCCUUGGACUCAGAGCUGGCUGGUGUCAGGAUGAAGCACUUAGCAAACCCUGCCAGAGGGUGACCUUGGGUAGGUCUGGGCAGAACCCUCUCCUUCCCUAUCUUUUACUGGCUGAUGGGGGAAGUGUGGGCUCAGGGCUUGGGGCAGCCCCAGGCUGUAACCACCGCAGGCUGCUGGAGGCCAGGGUCAGGCAGCCCGGGAACCCUCCCUCGAGUUCCUGGUGCCCAGGGCUAGGGGCAAACAACGAGGAAGAGGAGGACAACGGGGCGGGGGGACCUACGGCACAGCAGGCUGGCGCAGGCAGCUUGGGGCAGGGUCCAGGGGUCUGCCGUGCAGAGCACGACCCCUCCAGAGUCUCAGCUCCAGCCCUACCUCGGGGUUUUCCUGACUUUUUAAAGCACCAGCCUGCCCACCCCCGGGUGACCCCCCUGCCUGACCCACCACUGUCCAGAGUCACGUGUUUCUCUUGGUGUUGGGGGCUCAAGGGCUGCUGGGACUGGGGGGCCUUGGCCCCUUUGGGAACUUGGGGCUUUAUGAAACGUGUUUUUAAAGUCCCUGCCAUCAAGCCUGGCCAGCGCUGCCCUGGGGCUCCCCAGCUCCAUGCUGGUGAUGGGGGUGGGUCCGAGGGUUGGCAGGAUGGGCUGGGGCUCUUGUGGUCACCUGCUGCAGGCGGGGAGGUGUGACCCGUGACCCGGAACAGCAGGCAGGCCCUUGGGCUCUUCGUGGCAGCUGGGUGGAGGGGACCUUGCCCUGGGCAAGGCUAAAGGCAGCCGCCUGCACCUUGCCCCAAACCCUAGGUGAGGAGCCCCAGGUGGCAGGCGGCAUGAAUCCUGUGGUUGCCACCAGCCCACGGUCCUCUGGCCUCUGCUUGUGAGGGUAACAAGUAAUCAAGUGGCACACAGUGGGGCACCAGAGGUCUGCCAGCCGGCUGUCUCCAAGGAGAAUAGAACCACAGAGGAUGAAGAUGAGACGCUACAAGCUCUUUUUCAUGUUCUGUAUGGCCGGCCUGUGCCUCAUCUCCUUCUUGCACUUCUUUAAGACCCUGUCCUAUGUCACCUUUCCCCGAGAACUGGCCUCUCUCAGCCCUAACCUCGUGUCCAGCUUCUUCUGGAACAAUGCCCCCGUUACACCUCAGGCCAGCCCUGAGCCAGGUGGCCCGGACCUGCUGCGAACCCCACUCUACUCCCACUCGCCUCUGCUCCAGCCUUUGUCCCCCAGCAAGGCCACCGAGGAACUCCACCGGGUGGAUUUUGUGCUGCCUGAGGACACCACCGAGUAUUUUGUGCGCACCAAAGCGGGGGGCGUGUGCUUUAAGCCAGGGACCAAAAUGCUGGAUAAGCCACCCUCAGGGCGGCCCGAGGAGAAGCCCGAGGGGGCGUACGGCCCCUCCACCCGGGGCCCGCGGCGCCCUCCCCGGCACACGCUGACGGCCCGGGAGCGCGCCAGCAGGCAGGGCGCGCGGCGCAAGUGGGUGGAGUGCGUGUGCCUGCCCGGCUGGCACGGGCCCAGCUGCGGGGUGCCCACGGUGGUGCAGUACUCCAACCUGCCCACCAAGGAGCGGCUGGUGCCCAGGGAGGUGCCGCGGCGGGUCAUCAACGCCAUCAACAUCAACCACGAGUUCGACCUGCUGGACGUGCGCUUCCACGAGCUGGGCGACGUGGUGGACGCCUUCGUGGUGUGCGAGUCCAACUUCACGGCCUACGGGGAGCCGCGGCCGCUCAAGUUCCGCGAGAUGCUGACCAACGGCACCUUCGAGUACAUCCGCCACAAGGUGCUCUACGUCUUCCUGGACCACUUCCCGCCCGGCGGCCGGCAGGACGGCUGGAUCGCCGACGACUACCUGCGCACCUUCCUCACGCAGGACGGCGUCUCGCGCCUGCGCAACCUGCGGCCCGACGACGUCUUCAUCAUCGACGACGCCGACGAGAUCCCGGCGCGCGACGGCGUCCUCUUCCUCAAGCUCUACGACGGCUGGACGGAGCCCUUCGCCUUCCACAUGCGCAAGUCGCUCUACGGCUUCUUCUGGAAGCAGCCGGGCACCCUGGAGGUGGUGUCGGGCUGCACGGUGGACAUGCUGCAGGCCGUGUACGGGCUGGACGGCAUCCGCCUGCGCCGCCGCCAGUACUACACCAUGCCCAACUUCCGCCAGUACGAGAACCGCACGGGCCACAUCCUGGUGCAGUGGUCGCUGGGCAGCCCCCUGCACUUCGCCGGCUGGCACUGCUCCUGGUGCUUCACGCCCGAGGGCAUCUACUUCAAGCUCGUGUCCGCCCAGAACGGCGACUUCCCCCGCUGGGGUGACUACGAGGACAAGCGGGACCUCAAUUACAUCCGGAGCUUGAUCCGCACCGGCGGCUGGUUUGACGGCACGCAGCAGGAGUACCCGCCCGCCGACCCCAGCGAGCACAUGUAUGCCCCCAAGUACCUGCUCAAGAACUACGACCAGUUCCGCUACCUGCUCGACAACCCCUACCAGGAGCCCAAGAGCACGGAGGAAGGCGCGCGGAGCAAGGGCCCCCGCGAGGGAAGGCCACCCGGCGCCAGGGGCCAAUCGGACGUGGUGGAAGGCUAGGGCUGCGCGGUCGCAUAGGCAGAUGGCAGUGAGGGGUGGUGGCUACCCCCAGAGUUCUGGCCUCCUGCCGGCUUGGGGCUUCUUGGGAGGACCAGGAGUAGGUGGGUGAUCUUCCCUGUGCAAGUCCUUGUGCGUCAAGAUCAGGUCUCUAAGCUCAAAAAAGAAGAAAAAGGAAAUCCUUCCUGCCAGGACACGGGAGCAAGCCAGACAACUCCGCAGUCCUUCUGCUGCCAAGAGGGCGGUGGCCAGGAGGUGCUACUGGAGAGUGCAGCAGGUGGCACGGAAGGGAGCCUGCAGGGACUCACCAGGCAGCCACGUGGGGGCUGCAGCCUGGGGGAGAGAAGACGGCCUUGGGCCUCCUGGGGCCUGGGACCUGCAGUGAGAUCAGGACAUCCCAGGAGGCCUUGGGCUCUGUAAAUAAGUGCGUUUGGGUCCAGGAGCAAGAGGGGGUACCCAGUGGGAGGGCAGGGAGCAUGGCAUGGAGCUGAGAGGAGCACUAAGGGGGCUUCACAGUGUCCUUGGAGUUCUAGGCCGGAGGGAUUUGAGGCCUCCCGCUGCCUGCCCCCUCCCCGCGGAGGUAGGCUGGGCCCCUGGCCUUGACGGUCCCUCUUGCCUUUCAUAUUGCUGCCCGUGGGCUGCCUCGCAGGGAGCCGCAGUCCAGUUCUCAGGUGGGAUGAGAGCAGGGGCCAGGGGGAUGGGGAGCUUAGUAGAGGGUCCCAGAGAGGGGAGACCCACAUGAGGCCUCUCCCUCCACACACCCGUGGCCCCAGCCUGCCUCCGUCCCAGGGGCAGUCACUCUUGUGCCCCUCCUUAGGGCUGAUUAGGGUCCAGGAAGGGGCCAUGAGGCUCUUCUGGGCCCAAAAGGGACAUUAAGGCCAGUUAUAUGUCAACCCGUUCCUCUUAGUUUGCCUUGGGAGAGGGAAGGUGUUUGUUGGAGUAGGUUCUAAAGCUGUUGUAAGUAAAGAGACUGAAAUUCAAGCAAGACAAGCUCGUGGGUGGUUCAUUGUCCACAGGGAGAUGGUUGAGGCCAGAGGGCGGCUCUGCUUCCUUCAGCCACACCUUCCAAGUCUGGAUACAGGGCUGCUCUGGAGCCCCCUAUCAGGGGGCUGGGAAAGGCACUUUUCCCAUUAAGGACAGGAGCCAGGAAUCCAGUCAUUUUCAUGGCAUCUCAUUGGCCACAGCGUGGAGACUGGGGUAUGUAAUCUCUGGGCUCCUGGUGCCCGGCCUCGACUUGGGAGAAGAGGCUCUUAGGAUGGAUGUGGGGAAGGGGCUCUCCGUUGUCCAGAGCUUCUAGAAUGAACCGUUCCCACUCUCCUGUCCGCACAGGGCUAGGGUACGGCAAGAGCUUGCAGGUCGGGGGAGGGCGGCACGCCCCCCACCCCUGACCCCCCUCAGCCGUUCUGGUGAUGCCCGUGUGCAGAGGCUGCCUGUGGAAUGGGCCGUGUUGUGUGUGCGUGUGUAUUUACGGGCAUGGGUGCAUGCUGGUGUGUAUUGUCCACGUCUGUAUCGACGGUCCCCGUAUGUAGGUGCUUGUGUGUAGGAGUGGGAGUCCCGGUCCUGGACCUGGAGCCUGUGGCCACACUUCCCAUGGCUCCCCCAGAUGACCGAGGCAGAAAGCCCAUGGAGAGCCCAGAAAACAAAUCUGAAGGGGAUGCAGGGUGUCUGUCUGUCUGUCUGUCAGUCUGAGGAAUGAGAAUUGUCCCGGUCUGAGGGCCGAAAGCUGCGAGCCCUCUACCCCUCAGCCUCUCUGGCCCCACUGUGCCUCCUGAUCCCCACACCCGGUGGGUUUUGGGGGGAGUCUUACUGGAGGGUUCCUGAUGGGCUGGGAGAACAGGGGUCUCUGCUGCCACUGCUCUGUCUGGGGACGUGCCAGGUGUAGACAUGGUGAGGGAGCUGGCCUCAGCAGCUCGGGGCAGGCAUGGAGCAGGCUGAGAGGGCUCCAUGGCUCCUCUCUGCCUCCGUCUAGUGGACACCCCCGAGGGAACCCCUCCUUUGAAGUCAUAGAACCUCUCUCCUUGGUUCCUCUUGGGGCUGAGUCUUGGCUCUAGAAGUCAGGCUUCGGUUGAGGCAGGGGCCACCUCUGCUGGCCCUGUGACAGGCGGUCUCUGGGGGCUUCUGCAUCAUUCCUGAGCCUCAGCCCAGGGCCUCCCUCCUGAUGGCUUCCUGGCCCCCCAGCCCUGCUCAGCUGCUUCAGGGAUGGCCCUCCCAGGGCAGCUGCGGCCCCUGGCCCCAGGCACGGCCUGGACUCGGGGAAGAACAGGAGAAACUCAGGCCCGUGUGGUCCUCCUCGCUUCUCCCACCAUGUGGAGGGCACGCUCGGCCAGAAGUGGAGACCAGGCCUUGGGUGCAGAGGGCAGCCGUGAGAGCCAGGGCCAGGACGUGGGGUGAGAGUUCCACAUAUGACCACAGCAUACACUGGGAAUUGGGGGGGCAGGGGAUCCCCAGGGCUGUUCCCCAAUAUGAAAGAAAACCAAACCAUGUGAACCGCAGGACACCACUGCCCUGUCACCAUAUCCAGAUCUCUUCCCAGCAACCACUGGCCCCUGACCUCCAGACUGGGGUGGGCUGUCUGUGUCAGCAUCCAGCAGGCCUCGUCCACCUGGGGGUCACAGGGUUCUAGGGACAGGUGCGGGAGAGCUUUAGGGCAAAGGUGAGAUUCUGAGUGGGGACACAGGACUUGCCCAGGCAGAAGGCAGGACCCUGGGAAAUGUGUAAUUUAAGGACACCAAGAAUAAUAAUAGUAUUAUUUUUUUUGUAAAGGAAAAUCAAUAUGUACAUUCUGAAAUCAUUUUCUCUGUAAAUGGUUGAAUUUCAUUUCACCCUUAAAGGGAUGCUUAAAGGAGAAGAUAAUAUUAUUAAUAAAAACAGCUGCGAAGUCUGAA